Messenger RNA from Carassius carassius (crucian carp), 893 nucleotides. RefSeq names its product cystatin-like. The record is from RefSeq and is a predicted model, not a curated record. Lineage: Eukaryota; Metazoa; Chordata; Actinopteri; Cypriniformes; Cyprinidae. The transcript is spliced from 4 exons. Gene Ontology annotation, molecular function: cysteine-type endopeptidase inhibitor activity. Bases 98 to 487 code for a protein of 129 amino acids.
AGGGCGUGACGCUUGUUUAUGUAAUCUCAGAUUUGGUUGCAGUUUUGGUUUGUCGACAAGGAAGAAUCAAGACAGGACCAGUCAAUCCCGUUCAAGCAUGUAUUUUAAGAUGAUUGUAUCGUUUUUGGCCGUGACUUUAGCCGUGGCGAGCGAUGGGAUUCCUGGAGGCCCUAUAGAUGCCGACAUUAACGAUAAAGGGGUUCAGGAUGCGUUACAGUUCGCAGUGACCCAGUACAACAGCGAAAGUAACGAUGCGUAUGUACGUCAGGUUACCGAGGUCAUCGACGUACAACAACAAGUUGUCUCUGGCCUGAAAUACAUCUUCACUGUGAAGAUGGGCAGAACCACCUGCAGAAAGGGUGUAGUUGGGACCCAGUGUGCCAUUCAUGAGGAUCCUAGUGUUGCACAGGUCACUCAGUGCAAAAUAACAGUCUGGAGCCAGCCAUGGUUAGACUCCAUUAAAGUGCUUGAAAACACCUGCAAGUAGAGCUUGUGCAGCAAUACAAUUUACUUGCUUUUGGUAAUAAUGGUGAACUUUAGGUCUUUACUCUUGAUAAAAUAGAAAUUACAUUUGUCCUGAAAACCUGUCAACAACAAAUCAUUAUAAAACAAUGCUUCAUUAACACAUAAUCAUGUAAUCUCAUUAGAAUCAACUGCUCUGAAAAAAAGCUACAAUUUAUAGGAAUUUCUAAAUGAUAAAACGCAUGUUUCUACAUUAGUUCAUUCUUUACUAUUAAAACACAAUAUGUCUGUGUGCUGUGUUUAUUUGGUUUAAUUUAUUAUGGAAGUCAUAAUGACCUGACGUUUCAAAUUCUAGUAUAGAGAACACUGUGUUAGUGUAGGCCUGUGUAUUAUUUUAUGUAUGUAUAAAUAAACAUAAAGAAAAACAAUAA